AUCGAUCGUUGAGAUUACCGAGAGAAGAUUUUUGAGUUUUGAGAUUUCAGAUCCAAUUUUUGACCAUGGAUUCUGAGGGAGUGUCACUGCCGUUGAUCCACAAGCAUCAUAUGUUGCCUUGGAAUGAUAUGAGGAAAGGUGAUUGUUGUAGACGUUUUGAAGCUAUCAGUGAUGGCUACUAUUGCAAAACCUGCGAUUUUUUCGUCCACAAGAGCUGUGGCGAUAGGUCCUCCGAAUAUAUCGAGCAUCCAUCUCACCCAAGUCACGCUCUUCAGCUUCUACGUAAACCAGGUCAUACACGUAACUGUAACUUAUGUGGCAUCUCUAUCAAGAGUCUAUUCUAUAAUUGUGAGAUCUGUAACUUCAACGUGCAUAUGUAUUGUGCCAAGUAUCCACCACCACAAGUUAUUGACAUUUCCGAGACGCAUCACCACAAGCUCAACCUUUACAAGAAGCCGAAUUAUAUCGACUGUGGGGAUAAAUGUGGGAAACUUUCUUAUGAGUUUUCUUACAAAUGUCAAGAAUGUGAUUUAGCAUUCCAUGUUGAUUGCGCAUGGCGCCCAUCAGAGUCAAAUCUCCCGUUAGAGGUAAACCAUUUUUACCACUCCUUACACCCUCUUAAGCUCGUAAGAGGUAAAUUACCGGACUAUUCUGACAGAAAAUGUCGUCUUUGCGGAAGAUAUAUUGGUGAUAGAUUGUUUUAUCACUGUUCUUCGUGUAACUUCACCUUGGAUAUGCGAUGUGUUUUAAAUCCACCACAACAAUCUCUUCUGAAUUUGAAAGCUCAUGACCACCAACUCACCCUUCUCCCAAGGCUCGAUUCUUUCACAUGUAAUGCUUGUGGGCUGAAGGGAGAUCGAAGCCCUUAUGUAUGUUUUCAAUGUGGUUUUAUGAUUCAUCAAGACUGUCUUGACCUUCCACGCGUUAUAAACAUUAAUCGGCAUGAUCACCGUGUUUCUCGAACAUCUGUUCUUGGUGUUGUCAAGUCUGUAUGUGGAGUUUGUCACCAGAAGGUGGAUUGGACUUGUGGAGGCUUUUCUUGUCAGAGGUGUCAUGGCUAUGUCGUUCAUUCUAAAUGUGCUACUAGAAAAGAUGUGUGGAAUGGGAAAGAGCUUGAAGGAGUACCCGAAGAAACAGAAGAUAUACAACCAUAUGUGGUAAUAGAUGAAAACACAAUACAACAUUUCAGCCACAAAGAGCAUUACCUACGACUCCAUGUUAAUGGUGUUCUUUGUGACGACAACAAGUGGUGCAGUGCAUGCACCCAUCCCAUCUGUCUCCAGUCCUUUUACGGCUGUAUGGAUUGUGACUUCAUUCUCCACCAAAACUGCGCUGGAUUUCGUAGAAUGAAAUGGCAUGUGCUACACAAUGAACGUCUUACUCUUGUUAUAAACGAAGCUGAACCCUUUAGGUGUUAUGCUUGUGAUAGAUGGUCCAAUGGUUUCAGAUACCAUCAAGGAAACAUCACAUUCGAUGUUCGGUGCGGUUCAAUUGCUGAGCCAUUUCUUCAUCCGAGUCAUCCCGAUCAUCCCUUAUAUCACACUUUACCAGAUGGAGGGAUUAAGAUUUGCAAUGGCUGCAAAAAUGGUUUCUAUGAUGUGCUAGGAUGCAUUGAAGAUGAUUGCAGAUUUGCCAUAUGCUUCAAAUGCGCAACUUUUCCACAAGUGGUAAAGCAUAGAGUUGACGACCAUCCUCUCUCACUAUGCUAUGGCGAAAAGGCUAGUGGUAAAUAUUGGUGUGAUAUUUGUGAAAAAGAAACCAAUCCAGAGAUAUGGUUCUACACGUGUAAAGACUACCAGGCUAGUUUGCAUAUAGAGUGUGUGGUCGGAGCCCUUUCAUUGCUCAUGCCAAGAAGCACAAUAAACCCUUGGGAAAAAUCAUAUGAGGUGGUGCUCAAUAAUAGUGCAUCUCGUCCAUUUUGCAGCUAUUGUGAGUUGCGUUGCAUUUUUCCUAUCAUCUUGAAGAGACUUGGAUCCUCCGAUAACUACGUUUGCUCUUACUUUUGCGCUUUGUUUUGCAUCUGAAUCUAGAUGUCUAGCGAGUGCAGGUUUCUUUUAGAUUUCUUGUACCAUUUAUCUAAGAAUCUUGCAAUUUUAAUUGGAUAUGAUCGAUCUGUUUCUAACGUGUUAUGCCUUUCGUUUUCUACAAA
This is a messenger RNA of Arabidopsis thaliana (thale cress), 2149 nucleotides long. Its product is annotated as Cysteine/Histidine-rich C1 domain family protein. The transcript has a single exon. Lineage: Eukaryota; Viridiplantae; Streptophyta; Magnoliopsida; Brassicales; Brassicaceae. The coding region runs from base 66 to 2024 and encodes 652 amino acids. Gene Ontology annotation, molecular function: diacylglycerol binding. The record is from RefSeq and is marked reviewed.